This is a messenger RNA of Linum trigynum, 420 nucleotides long. The record is from the annotation of a GenBank genome assembly. NCBI's taxonomy places the organism in Eukaryota, Viridiplantae, Streptophyta, Magnoliopsida, Malpighiales, Linaceae.
AUGGAAGAAACACUCGAAGCUAUCAGAAAUCAAUUGGAGAACAUUGCUCGUGCUCAAGAAGAGCAAACAACAAGGCUUGCCGAGCAAGCCACGAGGAUGGAGGCUGUCGAGACAAGGCUCGAGGAGCUGGUUGUGGUCGAUGCAAACCCUAAUCCUAGACCUCGACAAGAAGAAAGGGGAAGGAAAAACCGAGCUCCUCUACCCUUGGUUCAUGAAGUACAGCGUCAUAUGCGCCAGCAUAGAUGCCUUGGAAUGCCUCGAGCUGAAAGGAGAGGGCGGCAUCAAUAUCAUGAAGAGGAGUUUAAUGACGAGGAAGAAGUGAUGAGGACAUCAAGGGGCCAAUCACUCGAGCUAAGGCUAAGGCAUUCAAAGAGAAGUUUGCUACUUAUUUGGAGUGCUAUUUUCGAGACAUGGAUGUAG